Sparassis crispa is the source of this 162-nucleotide messenger RNA. RefSeq lists its product as hypothetical. The record is from RefSeq and is a predicted model, not a curated record. The transcript has a single exon. The coding region runs from base 1 to 162 and encodes 53 amino acids. Lineage: Eukaryota; Fungi; Basidiomycota; Agaricomycetes; Polyporales; Sparassidaceae.
AUGUUCUCCCUGCAGGACGGCCGGGCUAGCUUGCGGCAGCCUUACCAACUGCUCCUACCGCCGACGUUGACGCCUCCGCCACCACAGCCUGUGCCCAGGACACCCGCGGGCAGGACCGCCUGGUCCAAGUUCAGCGCAGUCAUGACCACGUUGGCUUCGUAG